Messenger RNA from Archocentrus centrarchus (flier cichlid), 3124 nucleotides. RefSeq names its product MARVEL domain containing 2b (gene marveld2b). NCBI's taxonomy places the organism in Eukaryota, Metazoa, Chordata, Actinopteri, Cichliformes, Cichlidae. The transcript is spliced from 7 exons. Gene Ontology annotation, cellular component: apical plasma membrane; bicellular tight junction; cytoplasmic vesicle. Bases 148 to 1929 code for a protein of 593 amino acids. The record is from RefSeq and is a predicted model, not a curated record. Gene Ontology annotation, biological process: bicellular tight junction assembly.
CGUCAGUUUACCUGCUGUUGAUAGCGAUGCCUGACCUGAGAUCAGUAUGAAAGUGUAAGGAGACAAAGGCAGGGUGACGGGCAGGACUGCUACCUGUGCCUUAGAAAAAAAGAAGCCGACAGUAAUCAGCAGACAGUGAAAGUUCUGAUGUCUUCGGGAGUCUCCAGAUUCGACCGGGUGAGGGAGAUGCCACUCUAUGACCAGGUCCCUGAGGGUUCCUGGUAUGGGGACCCUGCCUUACCUCCACCCCCAACACACCUGCAAGGGACAGUGCCAGCUGUCAGCUUAGACUCCCUCCCCCCUCCUCCUCUACCUGAUCAGCCACCUAUUGGACCUGAAGCUUUCUAUCCUCCCAGCGAUGAUGAGCCAAUGGAGAGAGACUGUGAUGCUAUGGACAUUAAGCCAGUCCGCCGCUUCGUCCCUGAAUCUAUCAAGAACUUUUUCCGUGGCAACAGCGGUAACCGAGGCAGCAAGGGUCGGUCCAUCCCCCCUCCUCUACAAUCUGUACCGCCCCCUCACUCCCCUGCUCCUUCGUCCAGAAAGAGUGCUAAGAGCCACACCACAGCAGGAGUCCCCUGCUCACCUCCACACUCUGCCCCUCCAUCUCCAACCUUUCCACACUCCCAUGGUGGCUCUGGAGGCAGCUACACCCCUCAAAAGGACCAAGAUGGACUGCUGCUAGGUGCUGAAGCAUGUGAUUCUGUAUCUGCAGUGCCAACCAAUCUCUCAGUUCAAACCUACCAGGAGCGUGUGGAAGAAUAUCACGCACGUUACUCCUACAUGAAGUCGUGGGCUGGUUUGCUGAGGAUCCUGGGCUGUGUGCAGCUGCUGCUUGGAGCUGCAGUGUUCGCCUGUGUCUGCGCUUAUGUUCAUAAGGACAAUGAGUGGUUCAAUAUGUAUGGAUACUCCGGGCCACAGCUGUAUGGAGGGCUUGGUGGAGGUGCAGCUGCAUAUGGUUCUGGGGGCUUUUACUACACAGGACCCAAAACACCUUUUGUUCUAGUUGUGGCUGGCCUUGCAUGGAUAGUGACAGUUAUGCUGGUUGUUCUUGGGAUGACCCUAUACUACAGAGCCAUCCUUCUAGACUCCUCUUGGUGGCCUCUGACAGAGUGCUCCAUAAAUCUGGUGCUGGCUGUGCUCUAUUUGGCUGCAGGGUGUGUGUAUGUGAACGACACAACUCGAGGAGGGCUGUGCAACAUGCCAGUCUUCAACAAUGGCGUGAAUGGCGCAUUCUGUCGCACCGAGGCUGGCCAGACAGCAGCUAUCAUCUUCAUCUUCAUCACCAUGGUGCUCUACUUUAUAAGUGCAGGAGUGUGUGUGAAGCUGUGGAGGCAUGAAGCAGCCAGGAUGAGGAAAGAGGGGCUGGCACAGGAGUUGAGAACCACUGGAUCAUCAGUCCCACUCGCUAUACUCGAUGCAGGCUCCAGGGCAUCAGAGCAGACUCCGCUACCCACCAUCCAACCAGAUCUCAUGGAUGCUCCAAACAGCUUAAAAGCUGCUCCUCAUUUGACACUAGAGCCAGAGAUCCUCCGAGGUCACAUACCAGCAGGACACAUCCCUAAACCUGUUGUCAUAGCCGACUACGUGGCGAAGUAUCCCAGCAUCCGCUCAGAUGAGGAGAGGGACCAGUACAGAGCUGUGUUCAAUGACCAGUAUGCUGAGUACAAGGAGUUGCAUGCUGAGGUCCAGGCCAUGGCCAAGAAGUUUGAGGAGAUGGAUGAAAUGAUGCGGAACCUUCCGUCCCGGCCUUCCAGUCAAAUGGAGAAGGAGCGGAUAAACGGGAUUUUAAUGGAAUAUCAGAGGAAGAAGGCUGACCCAGGGUAUUUGGAAAAAAGAGAGAGGUGUGAGUACCUGAAGAACAAGCUUUCUCACAUCAAACAGAAGAUUCAGGAGUACAACAACAACAUGGACUACAAUGAUAGCAGCUAAGCUAUACAUCUGCAGCGAUGGUAGAAAGUGUGUUCUGCUGCAACACAACAGUGGGACUGUGGUAUAAAUAAUGUUAUAAUGUUACUGGUGAACCCAUAAUCCCUGAAAACAGACGUGACAUUAUCAUAUUGAAACAGGUGAAGAAGAAUCAUGUCACCAAUAUAAACAUCAUCUGGGAUGCCUCCUCCUUAUAGGAGGAAUGGUAAAAGGCACAUCAAAAUGUUGUAAUAUGUACAUGCACACAGAACGCCAUGAUGACAGUUUAAAGGGACAUUUUGGGAGAUGUCUUUUUUUGGAGCUGUUUUAGAGACUGGAAGAUGGAAAUGUCUGAUAUUUAGCAAACUUAACAACAGAGACUCAGAAAGCAACUUUCAGACAAACAAAAGGGAUUAAACCUUCUUGUUGGAUGUUGCUAGAGAAACGUUGAUCCAGUUCAUUUGUUACUUUUACGUGGAAGAUGACAUAAACAAAAUGUCAGAGUCACAGCUAGCUGGCUAGACACUGCCUGGACAGAUGAUGAGGAAAGAAAGGCUGACUCGAUGUUAAAUCAAAGUUCUAUGAGCAGAGUUAGAGCACCGCAGCAGACUGAGGUGUUGGUGUUUAUUCUUUAAGUUGCAGUUCUGCUGCUUGUGUGUCAGGGUGCGGGUGUGUUACACUGGACUUACUGGACACUCUUAUUGGUAUUUUCUUAGUUCUGUCAGACACAAUGUGAACAUUUUCUUAAAGUUCUCCAGUAGACAUGAAUGGUCAGCCUCUCUCUGUUACUGAAAACACAAUGCUGAAUAUAACAAUUUUUUUUAAUCACAUUUUUUCACACUGUUGUGUUUUAUGUGUAUUUUAGUUUGGCGUCAUAUGUGGUGUGUGCUGUUACUUCAUGCCAAUGAGGAACGUUUCUACGUACAUGUGUUUGGUCUUAUUGCAUUUAAACAUGAAACCUAUGUUCAGGACAUGGAUAUGUGUUCAAAAUUUCUAUUUUUUAUCUAAUGUAAAUUCUCCACCAAAACUGGUGGAGGUGGCUGGGGAGAGGGAAGCCUACGCUUCUCUGCUUAGGCUGCUGCCCCCGUGACCCGGCACUGGAUAACUGGAAGAAAAUGAAUGAAUGGAUGGAUGGAUGUAAAUCCUGCUUUAUUAUUUGUACAACUAUGAAUGAGUUUGCCAUAAUAAAUGUGUGUUUAUAAUUUGCUGGGAUGGUGUG